Messenger RNA from Staurois parvus, 367 nucleotides. NCBI's taxonomy places the organism in Eukaryota, Metazoa, Chordata, Amphibia, Anura, Ranidae. The record is from the annotation of a GenBank genome assembly.
UGUACAACUGUUCUGUGUUAUGUGUGGUCUGUACGUGCCUGUGUGUGUAUACAUGUGUGUGUACAUGUUUCUGUGCGUGUUUGUGUGUAUGUAAAGUGUACAUGUCUGUGUGUGUGUGUACAGGUGGGGCGGACUGACUAUUUGGAAACUCGGGCACUGCCCGAGGGCCCGGGGUCAGUAGGGGGCCCCAUGAGAUGCCCCUAGUACCUUUUUCAUAGGCUUUUUUGAGUUUGGGCAAGGACACAGGGGCCCCAUGAUCCCCUAUUGCCCGGGGGCCCCAUGAGUUGUCAGUCCGCCCCUGGGCUGCCCAUCAUGCGAUGCCUGGAAAUGCGUGCACCUGCAUGGUGUCACUGGAGCCUAGGUCCAG